This is a messenger RNA of Penicillium maclennaniae, 4293 nucleotides long. RefSeq lists its product as uncharacterized. Lineage: Eukaryota; Fungi; Ascomycota; Eurotiomycetes; Eurotiales; Aspergillaceae. The record is from RefSeq and is a predicted model, not a curated record. Gene Ontology annotation, molecular function: ABC-type transporter activity; ATP binding; ATP hydrolysis activity. Gene Ontology annotation, biological process: transmembrane transport. Bases 1 to 4293 code for a protein of 1430 amino acids. Gene Ontology annotation, cellular component: membrane. The transcript is spliced from 2 exons.
AUGGACAAGGAAAAUGAGUUGGAGUUCGCUCCCAUUACGGAACGAACUUUGACCGCACUCGAUGAGCGAGAAGUCGAAACCCUGAAUCGCAUUGCUUCGAGUAAGCUUGGGCAAAAGCUUUCGCUCACCGCGAGCCGACGAGAAAGCAGAGAUCCUCGAUUAGAUCCCAGCAGCCCGGAAUUCGAUCAUCAUCGAUGGGCUCAGAGCGUACUCACUCAGGUACAUGAAGCGGGUAUUGAUAUUCCUCACCAGAGCGUGGUCUUUUCAGAGCUUUCCAUCAGCGGCUCUGGUUCUGCCUUGCGAUUCCAGGAAACAUUGAUCUCCACUCUCACGCUGCCCUUUCGCCUUGCGACCAGAGCUCUUUCCGGAUCCCCUUCGAUGGUCUUCUGCAGGGAGGAGAGCUCUUGCUUGUCUUGGGCCGACCAGGGAGUGGAUGCACGACGUUCCUCAAAACGAUCUGCGGACAUUUGGGGGGGUCUUUCGAUGGAUCCCAACAGCAAAAUCCAUUUCGAAGGCGUUGACUACGAACAAAUGAUCAAACACCACCGUGGAGAAGUCGCGUAUAAUAAGGAGGUCGACCUACACUUCCCUCACUUGACUGUGGGCCAGACACUUUCCUUCGCUGCCCACGCCCGUGCUCCGCACCAGCGCAUCCAGGACAUGACGCGCAACGAAUACGUUGAUGCCAUCACCCAGGUCGUCAUGUCGGUUUUCGGCCUUUCUCAUACAGCGAAUACCAAAGUAGGCAGUGAGUUCGUACGGGGCGUGAGUGGUGGUGAGCGAAAGCGCGUCUCAAUCGCGGAAAUGUUUAUCUCUCGUUGCCGCAUCGGAGCUUGGGAUAAUAGCACUCGCGGUUUGGACGCCGCCUCAGCCCUGAAGUUUGUCCGGGCUCUGCGCCUUGCAGCCGACAUGGGAGACUCCUGCCAUGCAAUUGCGGCUUACCAGGCAUCACAGUCCAUGUUCGAUCUGUUCGACAAAGUGUUGCUUCUCUACGAGGGCCAUGAGAUCUAUUACGGCCCUCGCGAUCGAGCAGUCUCCUAUUUCCAAGAGAUGGGGUGGGUGAGACCGGAACGUCAAGUCAGCAGCGAUUACUUGACCGCAAUCACCAAUCCAACUGAGCGCAAGGCCAUAACGGGCAUGGAAGAAAAAGUGCCUCGCACCGCGACAGAAUUUGCAGAAUAUUGGAGGAAAAGCCCAGAUUAUCAGGCCUUGCGCAAUCAAAUUGCGACUUUCGAGCGAGAACAUCCCCCAAACGGUCAUGAUGCUCAAAGGCUUCAGGUCAGCCACCAAGAGCAACAGGCGCGUCAUACUCGGUCUCGUAGCCCUUAUCUUCUCUCCAUCCCCAUGCAAGUUCGACUGUGCAUGACAAGAGCCUACCAGAGAAUGCUCAAUGAUCUUCCAACCGCCCUGGCGCCGCUAAUUGUUCAGUUGAUUCUAUCGCUCAUCAUUGGAUCCGUCUUUUACAACACCCCCGACACCUCAAGUUACUUUUUCCAAAAGGGAGCUGUCCUGUACUUUGCAGUCCUCAUGAACGCAUUGAUGACCAUGAACGAAAUCAUGCAGCUCUAUAGCCAGCGACCCGUGGUAGAAAAGCAACAUGGAUAUGCCUUCGUCCAUCCCUUCACCGAGGCUUUAGCCAGUAUUGUGGUGGACCUGCCCAUCAAACUCGUUCGCAUCUCCAUUUUCAGCAUUGUCCUUUACUUCAUGGCCAAUCUACGUCGUGAACCUUCCCAAUUCUUCAUCUUCUACCUAUUCUUGGUCUUUGCCGUUUUGACAAUGUCUGGUAUUUUUCGCAGCCUGGCAGCUCUUACUAAAUCUAUCGGCCAGGCCAUGGCCUUUGCUGGUAUCAUGGUUCUCUGCAUCGUUGUCUACACUGGCUUUACGCUUCCGCAACCUUACAUGCAUCCUUGGUUGUCCUGGAUUCGAUGGAUUAAUCCCAUAUAUUAUACAUUUGAGGCACUGAUUGCGAAUGAGUUCCAUGGCCGCGAGUAUGACUGUUCCGCGUUCAUUCCAAGCUACGGGACUGGCAUGUCGUUCAUUUGUUCUGCGGUUGGUGCAGUGGCUGGACAGCGCACAGUAUCUGGCGAUGCAUUCAUUGAGCAGAACUACGAGUACACAUACGCACACAUUUGGAGAAAUCUGGGGAUCCUGAUUGCGUUCAUGAUCUUCUUCAACUCCGUCUAUCUAGCCGCUACUGAAUACCUUGGCGUCGACAAAUCCAAGGCGGAAGCUCUUGUGUUCCGUCCCGGUCAUGCACCUAAGUAUCUGCAGCCUGGCAGUGACACCGAAAGAGGUAUCUCGAACCCCGAGAUUCUCGAAGUUCAAAAAACAAACGACACCAUCGGGCUGCCUCAGCAGAAAGAUGUGUUCUCCUGGAAAUUCGUCAACUAUGAUAUUCCCGUCAAAGAAGGCACUCGUCGACUGCUGGACAAUGUCUCUGGGUGGGUGAAGCCUGGUACUCUGACUGCUUUGAUGGGUGUUUCGGGGGCCGGUAAAACGACUCUGCUGGAUGUACUCGCGCAGAGAGUGUCUAUUGGUGUCGUGUCUGGAGACAUUCUUGUGAAUGGACAGCCACUCUUGCCGAACUUUCCACGUCGCACUGGCUACGUGCAGCAGCAAGAUCUCCAUCUCGACACUACCACCGUGCGAGAGGCACUCCGAUUCAGCGCUAUGCUGCGUCAGCCCCAGAGCGUGUCGAAGCAGGAGAAGCACGAGUAUGUGGAAUCCGUCAUCAAGGUUCUGGGCAUGGAAGACUUUGCUGAAGCCGUUAUCGGCUCUCUUGGCGAGGGUUUGAAUGUGGAACAGCGAAAGCUGCUGAGCAUCGGUGUUGAGUUAGCUGCCAAGCCAACUCUAUUAAUUUUUCUGGAUGAGCCCACCAGCGGUCUCGACUCCCAGAGUUCGUGGACCAUUUGUCAGUUCCUGAGGCGCCUUGCAGAUCAUGGCCAAGCCAUACUAGCCACCAUUCAUCAACCCAGCGCAACCUUGUUCCAGUCCUUUGAUCGCUUGCUGUUUUUGGCCAAAGGUGGAAAAACUGUAUACUUUGGUGACAUUGGUGAGGAGUCUUCCACUCUUCUGGAGUAUUUCGAGCGCAAUGGAGCCCGCGAGUGCGAAGAACUGGAGAACCCCGCCGAAUACAUCCUUGAUAUGGUCGCAGGAGACGGAUGUCCUGGCGUAGACUGGGCUCAGGUCUGGAAUAAAAGUCCGGAAUACGACGAGGUGCUGGCCGAGGUGGAUCGACUUCAUACCAUUCGACAUGGGUCAAGCCACGCACCCUUUGAAGACGAUAGUAAUGCCGAAUUUGCUAUGCCCUUGCACGCACAACUGUGCAUUGUUCUUGAAAGAUGUUUCCAGGGCUAUUACCGACAGCCGGAUUACAUCUACGCCAAGUUCAUUCUCGGUAUUACAUCGGGCCUCUUCAUUGGUUUCUCAUUCUGGAAAGCCAAUAACUCCGAGCAGGGCUUUCAAAACGUCCUCUUCAGUAUUUUCCUCCUGUGUACUAUUUUCAACACCCUCGUGAACCAGAUCAUGCCUCGCUUCGUCACUCAGCGCUCGCUCUACGAGGUACGGGAACGUCCGUCUCGGAUCUACUCCUGGAAAGUCUUUAUCCUCUCUCAAAUCCUGGUGGAAGUUCCCUGGCAAGUCGCUCUCGGUGUAUGCUCGUGGGCUUCGUUCUACUGGUCCGUCUUUGGCACCGAGCAGAACGCCGAACAACGCGGUCUGGUCAUGCUAUUUAUUGUUCAAUUUUUCAUCUACGCCGCCUCUAUGGCCCAGUUCGUCGUCUGCUCCAUCCCUGAGCCAACGCUGGGUGCGAUGCUCGCCACUUUGAUGUUCGGUCUCUCGUUCAUCUUCAACGGGGUCAUGCAGCCACCUUCGGCUCUGCCUCGAUUCUGGAUUUUCAUGUAUCGGGUCUCCCCCUUCACUUACUACAUCGGCGGCAUCGCGAGUACAGCCCUUCACGGCCGAUCAGUGACGUGCAGCGCGGCCGAGCUCAGUGUGUUCUCUCCGCCGGCGGGACAAACCUGCGGAGAGUACAUGGAGAAGUACUCGGUGAAUCACACCGGUGCUCUUACCGAUGCCAGUCGGAAUUCCACCUCAAGCUGCGAGUGGUGCGCUAUGACUUCAGCGGACGAGUACCUGGCGGGUCGCGAGAUCUACUUUGAUCAGCGCUGGCGAAACUAUGGUAUCUUCUGGUGCUACUUUAUCUUCAAUAUCUUCGGGGCCAUUCUGUUGUACUAUGUGUUCCGCGUGAGGACCUCCAAGGCCAAGGUCGGCAAGGGCCAAAAGUCUACGUGA